CUAUCACAAGGCGGCCGGCAAGCGACACGAGAUCUUUAACUGAUAUAAAAGUACCGCAGCGUUGUGAGAAAAAUUCAAAAAGCGAGUUGUGAUCGGCAAAUCGAGUGGUUAGAUCAGCGCGUUGUUAAAAACUUUAAAUUUCGAAUCGCAAAAAUGAAGUAUUUCGUGGUGUUCCUGUUCAUCUGUGGCUUGGCCACUUCAUACGCUCAACUGGAAGAAGUCGUAAAAAAGGCUCAGAAAAUAGCUGGUGACUGUAAAGAGGAAGUUGGUGCCACUGAUGCGGAUGUUGAAGCAAUGUUCAAACAUGAACCAGCCGGAAAUGACAAAGCCAAAUGCCUUAACGCUUGUGUUUUGAAAAAUUUUGGUUUUUUGGAUGCUGAUAAUAAACUGGUUAAGGAUGUGGGUGUAGAUUUUCUAAAGAGUAUCUCCGGUGGCGAUGCCGCCUAUGAAAAGCUGGGCACUGAGAUUUUGGAUGCCUGCAAGGAUACACCAGCCGGUGGCAACAACUGCGAAACCAGUGAAGCCCUGCGUACCUGCCUCAUUGAAAAAUCGCAAGAAAAGGGUUUUUGCGAUUUGGAGAAGUUCAAAGCCGUAGCUGAAGAAUGCAAGGAAGAAGUUGGCGCCACAGACGAGGACGUUGAAACUAUGAUCAAUCAUGAGCCAGCUGGUACACCGGAGGCAAAAUGCUUACACGCAUGCGCCAUGAAAAAAUUCGGCUUGAUGAAUGACGAUGGCAAACUCGACAAGGAAAGGGCCAUAGAAAUUUUGAAAAUUAUAAAAAGCGAUGAUGAGGAGCAACAGAACUUGGGCGUGGAAAUUGUGGAUGCUUGUGCGGAUAUCGACGUAAAUGAAGAUCAUUGUGAGGCGGCUGAGGAAUAUCGCACUUGCAUGCACGCGAAAGCUGCUGAAAAUGGUUUUACCUUGGGACGCGUUUGAAUUUUUUAAAUAAAUUACUGAACCCUCUUCAAAAUACUUGACGACGACCUUGGCUUUAAAAUUAUUUUUAAUUAAGUAAAAAGCAUUUUGUAAAUUUGGCUGUUCCUCUGUACUCUCU
Messenger RNA from Rhagoletis pomonella (apple maggot), 1054 nucleotides. RefSeq lists its product as uncharacterized. The transcript is spliced from 9 exons. The coding region runs from base 154 to 936 and encodes 260 amino acids. Gene Ontology annotation, biological process: sensory perception of smell. Gene Ontology annotation, molecular function: odorant binding. The record is from RefSeq and is a predicted model, not a curated record. Lineage: Eukaryota; Metazoa; Arthropoda; Insecta; Diptera; Tephritidae.